This is a messenger RNA of Mangifera indica (mango), 830 nucleotides long. RefSeq lists its product as uncharacterized. Gene Ontology annotation, molecular function: mRNA binding; protein binding. The transcript is spliced from 5 exons. The record is from RefSeq and is a predicted model, not a curated record. Lineage: Eukaryota; Viridiplantae; Streptophyta; Magnoliopsida; Sapindales; Anacardiaceae. The coding region runs from base 77 to 694 and encodes 205 amino acids.
AAUAUUGUUAUCCACAUCCUUAUCAGAGCAUUAAAUUAUUGCCACACACGAGCACUAAAAGAUUUUUGAACAAACGAUGGAAAUGAGUUUGCAGUCUCCAUGCCAGGGCCUGGCUAAGCUUCUAAUUACCUCAACAAAUUUUCAGUCUAAAGCCUGUCUUCUUCUUUCUAGUUCAGUCCCUUUUCAUUCCUCCAAAACCAGCUCCUUUCUUCGAAUCAAAUCAUCAAAGAAACACGUAAAUCUUAGAGUUGUUCAUGCUUCUGAAUCUGAAACCACCUUAACUGAUUUUGUUGCUGAAAGGUGGCUUCUCGAACCUGUUGGUGAUGGAGAUUCAAGGCACCUUGGCUAUAAGGCUCCAAUGCCAGAUGCUUUCGUAAUUUCUUCUAGUGAGGUAACCGUUGGACGUCUUCCCGAGAAGGCAGACAUGGUGAUUCCAGUUGCAACAGUGUCUGGCUUGCACGCCCGUGUUGAGAAGAAAGAAGGGAGCUUGUUGGUGACAGAUCUGGACAGUACAAAUGGGACAUUUAUUGAUGAGAAGCGACUCAAGCCUGGAGUUGCUGCCGCUGCAUCAUCUGGGACUUGUAUUACAUUUGGGGAUACCCACUUGGCAAAGUUCCGUGUGUCAAAACUGGAGAAUUUGGAAGAAUCUGAUGGUACUAGUGAAAGCUCUUCUGUCACUACUGAAACAAGUUAAAAAAAAUCUAUGAUUUCAUAUGACUUGGGGGGAACUCGUCUGUUUAAUCUGUGUUGUAUCAAUUUAUUUUCGACAUUACUGUUUAAUUUGUCUUUGGUUUCAUGUUGAAUAAAGAUCACCACUUGACGAAGAGAAA